Messenger RNA from Baudoinia panamericana UAMH 10762, 1605 nucleotides. RefSeq lists its product as uncharacterized. Lineage: Eukaryota; Fungi; Ascomycota; Dothideomycetes; Mycosphaerellales; Teratosphaeriaceae. Gene Ontology annotation, molecular function: cytochrome-b5 reductase activity, acting on NAD(P)H. Gene Ontology annotation, biological process: ergosterol biosynthetic process. Bases 203 to 1276 code for a protein of 357 amino acids. The record is from RefSeq and is a predicted model, not a curated record. The transcript has 3 exons.
UAGUAGCGAUCUUCAGCAAUCAGGCGUAGCAAAUGUCGGACGAGACAUCGUUCACCUCGUCGUUGGGGUGUUCGGAAGACGAGACGGCCCGGCAUCGGCGAUGUCGUCAGAGCUAUGACCUUGUGAAGCAGAAAGCAUUGGAACGAGCUCUGUUAGCUCUCACCGGAGCCAUACAGCUUGCCGUUUCAAGCAGCAUUACAAGAUGUUCGCCAGCAGACUCUUCCGGCCGGCACAGCAGCUGUCGAGCCACGUGCGCCGGUACGCAACCGAGCCCCCCAAAAGCGGCGGCAACAACACCCUCCUCUACUCAGCCCUUGCCGUAGCAGCCGUGGGCGGAGGUGGAGGCUACUAUUACUACACCCAACAGCCGACCGGUGCUUCUCCGAGGAAGGAACAACAUGGCGAGGGUCACGAGUCGGGUGCCCACGGCCAACCCGCCAGCAAGACCGAAGAGCGCAACAUCCCUGCAACGACGGGCGGUGAGAUCAAGGGGGUGAAGUGCUUUCAGGGCGGGGAGCAAGGCUUCGUGAGCCUGGUGUUGGAUCACAUUGAGAACGUCAACCACAACACGAAGAAGUUGCGCUUCAAGCUGGACGACGACGACUCGACGAGCGGGCUGAAUGUGGCGAGCGCGCUGCUCACCAAGUACAAGGGCCCGGAGAUGGAGAAGCCUGUCGUCAGGCCGUACACGCCCACAAGCGAUGAAGACGCCAAAGGCUUUCUCGACCUUGUUGUGAAGAAGUACCCGAACGGACCCAUGUCCACUCAUCUCCACGACAUGAGCGUCGGCCAACGCCUUGACUUCAAAGGCCCAAUCCCAAAAUACCCGUGGUCGCCCAACAAGCACGACCACAUCGCCCUCGUCGCCGGUGGCACAGGCAUAACGCCCAUGUACCAGCUCGCCCGCGCCAUCUUCAAGAACCCGGAGGACAAGACCAAAGUCACGCUCGUCUUCGGCAACGUCAGCGAGGAGGACAUCCUGCUCAAGCACGAGUUCGAGGAGCUGGAGAACAACUACCCGCAGCGAUUCCGGGCGUUUUAUGUCCUCGACAAGCCGCCGGAGGGGUGGCAGCAGGGCAAGGGCUUUGUGACAAAGGAGUUGUUGCAAACGGUUCUGCCCGGACCGAAGGAUGCGAACGUCAAAGUGUUUGUGUGCGGGCCGCCGGGAAUGUACAAGGCCAUCUCGGGCCCGAAGAAGUCGCCGAGUGAUCAGGGCGAUUUGGGCGGGUAUCUGGCGGAGCUUGGAUACACGAAGGAGCAAGUGUACAAAUUCUAGAGUUGUGCCAGAGUGUGAUGGGUGGCAAAGGCAAUGUAAGAUGGUAUAGAGGAAGCCAACAUCCGUUCGGAAGCGAGAACGUUCUUAGCAUUCCCAUCUCGUCUACUAGCCCUUGUGUUCUAAGCAGCCGAUACUGAGCCGUGACGUGUGUUCACACCAUCGUCGCUCGAGGUGUGGCAAUCACGAAGCUUGAAACAAUGGCAAGACAUACAAGUCACCGACCCACGUCUUGAUGUACUUGUCCUGCACACAAUCGCAGUCGACAUAGCCGUCAUCACUGCCUCCCUCACAUUCCACUGAGUCCAGGUAGCCUGAAGCCUCCGGUCUUG